AUGAAUACCCAAUACAUCUCCGACGACAUCAAGCCCACCGAAGACCCCGCUCCUGUUGUAGAUCAUGGCGAUGACAAGACGGAGAAAGAUCCGUCCACGGACGAAGACGAUACAAGUGACGGCAUCGACGAGACCGAAGAGGAGGAGAGCUCCGACGACGACGCGGCCUCCAAAGGCAAGCCCGCUUCGAAGAAACCCUCAACCGCAAAGCCCAAUUCCAAGCCCAAGACCGCUCAAGACAAGAAGGCGGCUAAGAAGGAGGCUACCCCCGAGACCACCGCCAAGGCCAAGCCCGCUCAAGACGAGAAGGCGGCUAAGAAGGCAGCUGAUGCUUAG
Alternaria ventricosa is the source of this 336-nucleotide messenger RNA. RefSeq lists its product as uncharacterized. Lineage: Eukaryota; Fungi; Ascomycota; Dothideomycetes; Pleosporales; Pleosporaceae. The record is from RefSeq and is a predicted model, not a curated record. The transcript has 2 exons. The coding region runs from base 1 to 336 and encodes 111 amino acids.